Messenger RNA from Scutellospora calospora, 775 nucleotides. The record is from the annotation of a GenBank genome assembly. NCBI's taxonomy places the organism in Eukaryota, Fungi, Glomeromycota, Glomeromycetes, Diversisporales, Gigasporaceae.
AUGUCUAACUUUACAACCUUCGUCAAUAUUGGUGGCUCUAACAUUCCUAUCACUGCCACACAACAAAACAUAGAGGUCGCGUCAGUCAUUAAAUUUAAGCCUUUUGAAGAUUGGGUUUCUAGUUUAUCCAAAGAAAUUUUUGCUGUAGAUAAGAAAGAACUUGAAAUUAAUAAAAUCGAAAUUCAAAAUGUCGAUUUUUUUGGUCCAAAAAUUGGAUUCAUUAAAUUCAAAGUAGGCGCAAAACUUAUUGAAAAUGGAAAAAGUGUACCUGGAAUUGUUUUUAUGAGAGGUGGCUCAGUUGCGAUAUUGUUAAUUCUUCGAUCUAAAGGUCCAUAUGAUCAAACUUUAAAGGAGCAUGUUGUUAUUACUUAUCAACCACGCUUGCCCGUCCCGUCAUUAAAUUUUCCUGAGAUACCUGCAGGAAUGCUCGAUGGGUCAGGCAAUUUCGUCGGAAAAGCUAGUGAAGAAAUUAAAGAAGAAACAGGUAUUGAAAUAAAAGAUCAAGAUCUUAUCGAUUUGACGGAAUUGGCUUAUGGAGAUAAGUACAAAGGUGCAUAUCCAUCACCCGGUGGCUGCGAUGAAUUCUUAAGAUUAUGUUUAUGUGUUAAGGAGAUGGACCAUAAGGAUGUUAAAAGCUUAGAAGGUAAACUUUGUGGAUUACGAGAUCACGGUGAAAGCAUUAAAGUUGGGUUGGUGGAAUUAGAUCAUCUAUGGAAAAUUCCCGAUAUGAAGGCAUUAUCGGCCCUAACUUUGUAUGAUGUCUUAAAAAAGAACG